GGGAGGGGGGAGCUGCUGACACAAAGGAGCACAAGGGGCCGAGCCACAUGCACAAUGUAUGAGACACCAGAGAGGAGGGAGCAGCCGACUCCGAGCUGAGCAGCUGCACUUCUGCGUGAGGAUUUUUGAGGAUUUCCAUCACAUCACAGGGCAAGAUUACUUCUCCGGGUCGUGGGACAAUAAAUUCCACUGCAUCGGAGUCAGCUGACGGAGGAGGGGGGGAGAGAGGAAACAGAGUAAGAGAGAUGAGGAGGUAGAAGAGGAGGGAGGCUCUUGAAGCAGCAGGAAGGGGGCCGGGCCUCUCUGACAAUGCUUCUCACCAAUAAGGACUUUCGUAAUGCUAACUUUGACCUGUGGACUCUCUGCUCUGGGUGCAGCAGCGUGUAGCAGGAGGACUCAGAGCCAGAGUGCAGGCUGACGGGGCUCUGAGUCGGUCGCCAGCACAGGAGCUGACAUGCAGAAUGUACCGGAGGAGGAGGAGGGGAGCAGGAGGAGGACGGGGGAGACGGUGGUAGGCGGGAAAGGAGACCCGGAGGUGAGGAAGGACGGAGGAGAGCAGGAGGAGAAGGAGUCUCUGAUGAUGGAGCUGACCAGGCUGGUGCAGAAGAUGGUGAAGGAGAGCAGCUGGUGGGAGAGGAGAGGAGUCGACUGCAGCAUCCUGGCAGCUGCCUUCCUCUGCCUGCCGCCCGCCUUCCUGCUGCUGAGCUCCUCUCGGCUGCUGGUCUUCUCGGCCGGCGUGCUGCUGAUGGGCUUGGCCCACGCCGUCAUCACCAUCAAGGGGACACAUCUGGCGAGCCACGGGUCUCUGAGCGAGUCUCAGGCCUGGGGGAAGGUCUGGGCCGUCUUCUUUAUCGAGAUCUGCGGCUCCUUCUCGGCACGUGCCGGCGUCCACGGCCACAUUAAGAUGCAUCACGCCCACACUAACGUCAUCGGUCUGGGGGACUCCAGCGUGUGGAAGGUUCCCUGCCUGCCCCGAACCGUUUACCUGUUCAUCGCGCCACUGGCCGUGCCCAUCAUCACGCCGCUCGUUGCUCUCGCUCACCUCAGAGGCCACUCUGCUGCCGUGGUGCUGAGGACCAUGCUGAUGGUCUCUCUGGGCCUCUACUCCCAGUACUGGCUGCUGGUCCACGUGUCCGGCUUCCAGUCGCCCCUCAGCACUCUGCUCUGCAUGCUGGUGUGCAGAGCCAUGUUCUCCAUGCCGUACAUCCACGUCAACAUCUUCCAGCACAUCGGCCUGGACAUGUUCUCUCCGACCCGCCGGCCGAAGAGGAUCUACCAGAUGACCCACGGAGUCCUGAACCUGCCCAGGAACCCGCUGCUGGACUGGGUGUUCGGACACUCGCUCAUCAACUGCCACGUGGAGCACCACCUGUUCCCCUUCCUGUCCGACAACAUGUGUCUCAAGGUGAAGCCUGUGGUGUCCAGGUAUCUGACGGAGAAGAAGCUGCCGUACCAACAGGACAGCUACCGCUCCAGGCUCCGCCUCUUCUUCCACAGAUACCAGGAGCUGAUGGUGUUCGCCCCGCCCAUCACCGAGCUGGUGGGGGUGCAGUGAUCACCAGCUGGUGGGACUAAAGACACUAAAGAGUUUCAUCCAUAACACACUGAUACAGAGUCAUAUAUAGUCGGGAAAAAAUAUUAAACCAUUGUUUUCUCUAGUUUCUUGUUCAUUUUAUUGCCUGCUACAACUAAA
Molecule: messenger RNA, 1693 nt
Organism: Centropristis striata (black sea bass)
Lineage: Eukaryota; Metazoa; Chordata; Actinopteri; Perciformes; Serranidae
Product: fatty acid desaturase 6-like
Exons: 6
Coding region: 455-1555 (366 amino acids)
Biological process (GO): lipid metabolic process
Cellular component (GO): membrane
Molecular function (GO): oxidoreductase activity, acting on paired donors, with oxidation of a pair of donors resulting in the reduction of molecular oxygen to two molecules of water
Source: RefSeq, a predicted model, not a curated record